Messenger RNA from Rana temporaria (common frog), 2762 nucleotides. RefSeq names its product zinc finger protein 84-like. Lineage: Eukaryota; Metazoa; Chordata; Amphibia; Anura; Ranidae. The coding region runs from base 204 to 2216 and encodes 670 amino acids. Gene Ontology annotation, molecular function: DNA-binding transcription repressor activity, RNA polymerase II-specific. Gene Ontology annotation, biological process: negative regulation of transcription by RNA polymerase II. The transcript has 5 exons. The record is from RefSeq and is a predicted model, not a curated record.
CCCUCACAUCACCGGAUAGAUCCAGUAACAGAAAUCCCCCAGAGAGAUGUCCCCGUCCUCUGUAUUCCCGGGACUCCACACAGGACCAUGAGAAGAUCACAGCGGAUUCUGUAGACCUUUGCCAGGAUAUCAAUUAUGAUUAUCAAGAUGAAAACCUGGUACUUGUUAAAGUUGAAGGUUUGGAAACAGAAGAGCCGUAUGUGAUGGGUGGUGAGCCGUGUGAGGAGGGGGAGGAACUUCCUCCAGAGAUCACUAUAGAUGGACGAUACAAAAGUUGCCAUACAGAGAGCCUACCCGUUAUCCUAGGAGAUGAUGCUAAUACCACAGCUAGCUCUUUGGGAGAAAACCCCAUUGCUCCAAAUCUCCAUCCACUUCUUCAUGGUACACACCUGCUGUCUGAUCCCUCCAUCAAUGGGGGGGGCUUCCCUGAUCACUCCCAGUUGGUCACCUAUCCUACAGAACACACACGUGAAAUGCUCUCAGAGUCUGGUCAGCAUUUUCUGGACACUGCUCAACUAAUGUCACACCACGGGGCCCACUCCCAGGAGAAGCCAUACUCCUGCUCUGAGUGCGGGAAAACAUUUGGUAAGAAAGCAAACCUGGCCAGACACCAGAGGAUGCACACGGAAGGGAAGUCAUACUCGUGCUCGGAGUGCGGGAAGUGUUUCUUGCGAAAGUCCAGCUUUGUGGAACAUGAGCGCAUGCACAAAGGGGAGAAAACCUAUUCGUGUUCUGAGUGCGGAAAGUGUUUCCAGUGGAGAUCAACAUUGUUUUACCAUCAGAGAAGACACAAAGAUGGACGAUGCAACAGAGGUAACAGAGGGAGACGGCGAGGUGGUAACCUCACAGCAGAUCCUCAGAGAGUUGUUCCCAUUUUACCUAAGCCCAAUCCUGUCCUUCCAUGUUUAUAUCUGUCAUCUGUUCCUGUUGCCCAUGUUGGCUCCUUCACAGCUAUGCCAGAUCCGACUACCUCAGUCCAUAUAGGGAACGAGCAACUCCUUAGCCCUGUGCGUGCCAAACCCCUCAAUAAGGGAUCAAACCCAAUGCCACCAAAGAGACCAUACCGCACUGAGGUAGCAAAUCCGGUGGCACCACAGAGGACGUACAAUAAUUUUACAGCCCAUAUAGGGGAUGAAACACUCGAGCAUGGCAAACUGCUGAGUGAAAGAUCAAACUGUGUGUCACCCCGCAGGAUGUACCCUGAUAAGGGGUCAAAUCUAGUGCCACGCCAGGGGACAUACAAAGUAGAAGGACACCGACCCCUCAGUGUGGAAGCAAAGAUGUUGCCACCUCAGGGGAUGGACCUUAGUGAGGGAGAAAAACUGGUGCCAGCCCAGAGGAUAUACAAAGUAGAGGGACACCGACCCCUCAGGGAAGAAGCAAAUCCAUUGCUACCUCAGAGGAUGUACUUCAGUGAGGGAGCUAACCCUGUGCCACCUGAUAGGAUGUACUUCAAUGAGGGAGAAAACCCAGUGCCACACCAGAGGACAUACAAAGCAGAGGGACACCAAUCCCUCAGUGAAGAUGCAAACCCAUUGCCAGCUCAGAAAACAUAUCCAAGUGAGGGAGCAAACCCGGUGUCACACCAGAGGAUGUACCAAGUAGAGGGACACCGACCCCUAAGAGAGGACACAAACCCAUUGCCAGCUCAGAGGACAUACAAAGUAGAGGAUCAGUGUCCAGUUUCUACAUUCGAUGAUGACAUUAACCCAAAACCUACUGCCUUGAGCCCGGACAAACUUCUCACCGUCAAGAAGGAGUUUUCAUGUGUGCAGUGUGGGAAAUCUUUCUUCGAGGAGUCCAGCCUCCUGAAGCACCAGAAGAACCACUCACAGUCGAAGCCGCACGCAUGCCUCCUGUGCAGGAAGGCGUUUUCCAAGAAGUCAAACCUGCUCAGACACCAGAGGUUGCACUCCAAGGAAAAACUUUUCUCCUGCACCGAAUGUGGGAAGUGUUUUCUGCGGAAAUCGGUCCUCGUCGAGCACCAGCGCAUGCACACCGGCGAGAAGAAGUAUCGGUGCUCCGAGUGCGGCAAGUGUUUCCAGUGGCGGUCAUCCCACUUUUAUCACAUUAGGAAGCAUCGGGGGGUGAUGCCAGUCUCGUGUCCCGAGUGUGGAAAAUGCUUUGCGCAGAAAUCGCAUCUCGCCCAACACCAGAAAAUGCACGCGGCAGAGAAGCAGUAUUUAAUUUAUAAUAGCUUUGGGACGGAAAGAUAACAGAUGGGCUUGCUCUAAAAGACAUGGAAAACAUCCAAUGGCAAGAGGUUUCCCGGUAGAUGUGGCGCGCCAUUAGCUCAGACAGAUACGGCCUUGUGUUUUUUUUUGCCAAUACCUACCUCUAGCGAUAGUAGCACUUCAUUGGCGUAAAAUGCGACUCUGACUGUAUCUAAGUGUAUUAAGAGAAGUUAUUCUUAAUAUGUCAGUGAGACAGUCUGAGCUAUAUUCUUGUAGCCGGGAGCAUGGCAACUAUUAGUAUGGUGCGUUGGGAAAAAAAAAAGGCGCAGGCCCAACUUUUAGUGCAUAAAGCUUGGCGUGUGCCAAGGGUUGUCCUGCCUUAAGGGUUGUAAUUGGUUUCUGGGAAUCCGCCUAUAGGGCUAUCAGGCAAACAUGCCAAGCUGCAGAGGAUGUCUUGGCAGUCAUGUUUCAAACAAAACCUGGUCACCAAUCUGCUAUGCAGCAUACAUGGGCUUUGCCAGAAAGUAGAUACUUAUUUAUUCUUUGACUAAUCCUGAUUGCAUCCUUUAAAUACAAAUUUAAAAUACA